CGGGGGCGGAAAAAAUAGCAAGGAAACGUUUUUGUCAUGGCGCUGGGGAGGACUGCAGUGCGACGCUGGCUUCGGAGCUGCUGUUUCUGGGAGACCCGUUUCUUGAAAAUGAAAUCCGGCUGCAGCCGUCACCUUUCUUUAGGUCAUGGAGGGAAAAGGGGAGUCGAGGUGUUUGAAAAAUCCAGAAUUUUCAGAAGAGGGUUUAUAUUCUCAGCAUUGUCUUACUUGGGAUACAACACUUAUCUAGUAAUUUCUCAGUCUGCUAUGGUUUGGGCUGAUGUGAAAGUUGAUGAAAUCCUAGAUCAAGCAGACUAUCUCUAUGGAAGUGGAGAAACCCAAAAGCUUUAUCAGUUGCUGAGUGAACACAAGAACAGUGAAAAUGCACAAGUGUUGUGGCGUCUGGCACGAGCUUUACGAGACCUUGCUCAGCUUAGUCAAACUUCAGCAGAAAAAAAGAAGCAGCUGGCUUAUGAAGCCCUUGAUUAUGCAAAGAAGGCACUUGAGAAAGACAACACUUGUUAUAGUGUACACAAGUGGUAUGCAAUAUGUCUCAGUGAUGUGGGAGAUUAUGAAGGAAUAAAGAACAAAAUUGCCAGUGCUUUUGUUAUAAAAGAACAUUUCCAGAAAGCAAUUGAUCUGAAUCCAAAGGAUGCUACUUCACUUCAUCUUAUGGGCAUUUGGUGCUACACAUUUGCUGAUAUGCCAUGGUAUCAGAGGAACAUAGCUACUGUUUUAUUCUCAACACCACCUAGUUCUACCUAUGAAGAAGCAUUACAGUACUUUCAAAAGGCUGAAAAUGUUGAACCAAAUUUCUAUAGUAAAAACUUGCUGUUCUUAGGAAAGACAUACAUCAAAUUAAAUAAUAAAAAGAUGGCCCUUCUCUGGCUAACAAAAGCUAGAGAUAGGCUACCACAUACAGAGGAAGAUAAGCAGGUACAAAAAGAAGCUUUGGAACUACUAAAUUCUAUAUGACACGAUUACUCAAAAUAUAUGAACUGAUGAACUAAGAAACUAAGCAGAAAGCUAAACAUUAUAUUGUGGUUCAAAUUGGUAUAUGAAGAAAAGAACUUUUAGAGAAUAAAUUCCAGAUUUUGCUGACAUUUCCAUCUGCAUCUAUUAAUCCAUCUAUAUACAUGUCCAAAAUGGAGACAAAAAAUCAGGAAGCAGUUAUGAAAUUGACAAGUAUUCAGAAAUUUCAAUUUUAAUUCCUACUUUUCUUGUUUAAACUGUUAUUUCAAUCAUUGUCUGGCAUAUGAAGAUAUGGUUUUAGAUACUUCAUUUGGAUAACUGCACUGUUUUUGUUUUGGAGAAUUUAGGACAGAAUAUGCUUGUUUUUAUAUGUCAAAAGGAUAAUUGGUUAAGAUAUAAUUAUAAGAAUGUGGUUAGAAUGCA
Molecule: messenger RNA, 1392 nt
Organism: Protobothrops mucrosquamatus (brown spotted pit viper)
Lineage: Eukaryota; Metazoa; Chordata; Lepidosauria; Squamata; Viperidae
Gene: RMDN1
Product: regulator of microtubule dynamics 1
Exons: 10
Coding region: 37-972 (311 amino acids)
Cellular component (GO): mitotic spindle pole; cytoplasm; spindle microtubule
Molecular function (GO): microtubule binding
Source: RefSeq, a predicted model, not a curated record